UAUCUAUAUAAAUGUCAGCACGUAGUAGGACGGUGUAUAUAACCCGCGUGUAGUGCAACAGACGGAGCGAUAUUAAAAGUAAAAUCAUCGCGAAGAAAGAUGGUGGUGACAGUGGCUUCCGUACGUCAACAACUCACAAAUCUGGCGCAUUCCGGCGGUUCACACAAAGAUCAGGCCGAGAAGUAUCGUUCAACUUUGGACAUGAUAUUGUUGUCUUCCGGCGAAGAACUAGUCGAUGCCCUGAAGACGUUUAUCGAAGCAAUUGUGAAUGAAAAUGUGAGCUUGGUGAUUUCGAGGCAAGUUCUGACUGAUGUUAGCAGCCGUUUAUUAUUUUUACCUGAUGAGAUAUCAAAAGCUGUUUCACAUUACACAUUAGAUAAGGUUCAGCCACGUGUAAUUUCCUUCGAAGAACAAGUAGCUAGUAUAAGACAACACUUAGCUGAUAUUUAUGAACGUAAUCAGAAUUGGCGAGAAGCUGCAAACGUUUUAGUCGGUAUACCAUUGGAAACAGGACAAAAGCAAUAUACCAUUGAUUACAAACUCGAGACUUAUCUUAAAAUUGCUAGAUUAUAUUUAGAAGAUGAUGAUCCAGUUCAAGCUGAAGCGUUUAUCAACCGAGCGUCACUUUUGCAGGCCGAGUCUAAAAAUGAACAACUACAAAUCUAUUAUAAAGUCUGCUAUGCAAGAGUACUAGAUUAUAGAAGAAAGUUUAUAGAAGCUGCUCAAAGAUACAAUGAAUUGUCAUAUAGAUCUAUUAUUCAUGAAGACGAACGCAUGACUGCUCUUAGAAACGCAUUAAUUUGCACAGUAUUAGCUUCUGCAGGACAACAGAGAAGUCGAAUGUUGGCAACCCUAUUCAAGGACGAACGUUGCCAGCAACUUCCGGCUUAUUCGAUCCUUGAGAAAAUGUAUCUGGAUCGUAUCAUUCGGCGUUCGGAAUUGCAAGAAUUCGAAGCGUUAUUGCAACCUCAUCAGAAAGCAUGCACCAUCGAUGGAUUAGGCUCCACCAUACUCGAUCGUGCCGUCAUUGAGCAUAACUUGUUAUCAGCUAGUAAAUUGUAUAACAACAUUUCGUUCGAAGAAUUGGGCGCAUUGUUGGAUAUCCCACCCACUAAAGCGGAAAAGAUCGCCAGCCAAAUGAUCACCGAAAGCAGAAUGAAUGGAUAUAUCGAUCAGAUAGAUUCUAUAGUACAUUUUGAAACGCGCGAAACCUUACCGACGUGGGACAAGCAAAUACAAUCGCUGUGUUACCAAGUAAAUCAAAUAAUCGAAAAGAUAGCUCAAACCGAACCGGAAUGGAUCGCGAAAGCAAUGGACGAUCAGAUGGUGCAUUAAUAUAGAUUUUCUUUAAUACGGAAGAAUCAUUAUCGUCGCGCGAGAGUAAGAGAAUUUCAUUUAUAAUAAUAAUUGUAUAUUAAUUCUAUAACAGAGAAUCAGAGCCAAAAUAAUAAUCAUUUAUAAUUAAUAGCUCAUUCUUCAAACGCAAAUAUUGUCCGAUAUGCACGUUGUUCAUUGUAUUUAUUUUCUAUAAUAUAACAUCUUUCGUUAAAUUUUUCAGAAGUAUAUCCACAUUGUUUUUUAAAGGAUUAAUAAGUAAAUAUAUGUUUAAGAUAUCUUAAACGCAUAUUAAAACUUUACAUUCUUAAAACUUUACAAUAUCAGGUUCUAGUAUUUCGUUAACACUUAUUAUUAAAAAUGGAACUAAUAAAAGAUCAAUAAAAUUUAUCAUAACACAAAUAAAUGUAAGUUUAUUUAAAGGAAACGUUUUAAAAAAAUUACUUGUUUUCAGUCAACUCAAAUAAAAUCAUUGUAUAUGAUAAAAAAAUAAUGUAAAUUCUUGUAAAUAAAUCACAUUUACAUUUCG
This is a messenger RNA of Nylanderia fulva, 1864 nucleotides long. RefSeq names its product COP9 signalosome subunit 4 (gene CSN4). NCBI's taxonomy places the organism in Eukaryota, Metazoa, Arthropoda, Insecta, Hymenoptera, Formicidae. Gene Ontology annotation, cellular component: COP9 signalosome; cytosol. The record is from RefSeq and is a predicted model, not a curated record.